Pseudomyrmex gracilis is the source of this 759-nucleotide messenger RNA. Its product is annotated as nuclear protein localization protein 4 homolog. The record is from RefSeq and is a predicted model, not a curated record. The transcript has 3 exons. Bases 43 to 501 code for a protein of 152 amino acids. Gene Ontology annotation, cellular component: nucleus. Gene Ontology annotation, biological process: ubiquitin-dependent protein catabolic process. NCBI's taxonomy places the organism in Eukaryota, Metazoa, Arthropoda, Insecta, Hymenoptera, Formicidae. Gene Ontology annotation, molecular function: ubiquitin protein ligase binding; ubiquitin binding.
AUUGAUGGACAAGUCCAGGAAUUCAAUUCAUUAUGCACUUACAUGCAACAAUUCAGUGGGGAUCAAUUUCUUGAGGCAACUUCCGACUUUCAUUUGCUUCUCUUCAUUGCUACUAUGGAUAUGUAUCCAAUGAAGGAUCAUAUGACGCCAUUGCUCGAAGCAAUUCGCACUAAAGAUAAACAAAAAGCGCUGGAAUGGUCACAGUCAGAGCAUUGGGCGACGGUAGAUCAGCUCAUAUCUGUCUCUACGUCGUCGCAAUCUUCGCAAACAGCAUCCUUUCCCAGUGGCUCGAGAACGUCGUCGUCUGUGGCUGCGGAGGCCAGUGGCGGAAUAGGCGUCGGUACUGAACCGAUUGCAAAUCCAACACCCGGUCGAGCUCUCUGGACUUGUCCCCAUUGCACUUUUCUCAAUGCCGCGGAUUUAGCGUUUUGCGAGAUGUGCAAUUUGCCGAGAGAUGAUAUGGAAGAAUAUGAUGAAGAGAUGAUGAAUGACAUGUUUUGAUAACAGAGUCGUCAGAAUUUAAUAAAAGUUUUAUCAAUGCUUUCUUCAACAUGAUUUUAAAAAUUUGCAUCAACAAUUCAACACUAGAUAAUUUGUAUUUGACAUAUAUUGUUGAUCAUAUACAUAUAGAUGUUUCUUUCAUAAGAUAUCUAAUCUAUUAUUUCUUAGUUUUGGGAUAUGUUAGUGUACUGGCAAGUUUGCUGAGGCAAAAUUUAUAAAAUAAUUAUUCAAGGAAUUAUAGUAAUUAUAAUUUAAACA